Molecule: messenger RNA, 1722 nt
Organism: Akanthomyces muscarius
Lineage: Eukaryota; Fungi; Ascomycota; Sordariomycetes; Hypocreales; Cordycipitaceae
Exons: 2
Coding region: 1-1722 (573 amino acids)
Biological process (GO): carbohydrate transport; transmembrane transport
Cellular component (GO): plasma membrane
Molecular function (GO): carbohydrate:proton symporter activity
Source: RefSeq, a predicted model, not a curated record
AUGUUAGGACUCGGUUCCGUCAAGUUCGACGACCACAACCCCAAUACUCAAGAGGGUCGCGAGAAUGAUGCCCGGGCGUCCAAGUCCGGCCUCGACUACUCGCCGCUGCCACGCCUGACUGGCAAGUCGCUGGCCAUGGGUAUUCUUAUCUCCAUGGGCGGUCUGAUCUUUGGUUAUGACACCGGUCAGAUCUCUGGCUUCCUCGAAAUGCCCGACUUUCUGGAUCGAUUUGGCCAGAUUGAUUCGGAUGGAAACGCAUACUUUAGCAGAGUCCGAUCUGGUCUCAUCGUCUCCCUGCUGUCCAUUGGCACGCUCAUUGGCGCGCUCUCCGCCGCUCCCAUCGCCGACAAAUUCGGCCGCCGCCCUUCGAUUUCCUUUUGGUCCCUGGUUACCUCGAUUGGCUUUGUCAUUCAAAUUGCGUCCGUUUCGGCCUGGUACCAAAUCAUGAUUGGCCGUUUCGUCGCCGGUCUGGGUGUCGGCGCAUUGAGUCUGCUCGUCCCCAUGUACCAGGCUGAGACCGCGCCCGCAUGGAUUCGCGGUGCCAUGGUUUGCGCUUAUCAGCUAUUUAUUACCAUGGGCAUUUUCCUCGCUGCCUGCUUCAACUUCGGCACAUACCACCACCAGAAGUUCAACUCAGCCAGCUGGCGCAUCGUCAUCGGCCUCGGGUGGAUCUGGACCAUAAUACUUGGUGUUGGCAUCCUCUUCUUCCCCGAGACACCUCGAUUCAACUACCGCCGCGGAAAAACCGAAGAAGCCAUCAAAACCCUUUGCGAAGUUCAUGGGGCCCACCGAAAUCAUUAUAUCAUCCACACCCAAAUCGUCGAAAUCGAAAGCAAGCUCCACGCAGAGUCCAAGAUCAAGAUGGGCCACGUCGCCGAGUUCAUUUCAAUGUUCAAAGCACCACGAAUGUUAUACCGUCUCUUCCUAGGCGUUGCCCUGCAAUCUCUGCAGCAGCUAACAGGAGCCAACUACUUCUUCUAUUACGGCGUGAGCAUUUUUAAAUCGGUAAAUAUCGACUCGUACAUUACCCAGAUUAUCCUCAACACCAUAAACUUCCUCGUCACCUUUAUCGGCCUUUAUAUUGUGGAGCACUUUGGUCGCAGGAAGUCUCUUAUUGCUGGAUCUGUCUGGAUGGUUAUUUGCUUUCUUAUUUUUGCUUCAGUCGGCCAUUUCUCGCUGGAUAUUGAGAACCCGCAGAACACCCCCACCCCGGGCAUUGUUCUCAUCGUCUUUGCUUCUCUCUUCAUUGUUGGAUUUGCCACUACCUGGGGUCCUAUGAUCUGGACUAUCCAGGCCGAGAUCUUUCCCUCGCGCUAUCGUGCCAAGGGGAUGGCCAUUUCCACCGCUGCCAACUGGAUUUGGAACUUUUGCAUCGGUUUCUUCACCCCUUUCAUUACUGGAGCCAUCGACUACCGAUAUGGAUACGUUUUCGCGGCGUGCAAUAUUGUUGCAGGGUUUGUCGUUUACUUCUUCGUCAUUGAGGGCCAGGGCCGCACCAUUGAAGAAAUUGAUACCAUGUAUCUUGAGCGUGUUACUCCCUGGAGAAGCACUGAAUGGGUCCGCCCUGACGACGAGAAAAUGGAAGAGAUUCGCCGCAAGGCUGGCAUAGAUGUCGAGGCCCUUGCUGCUCAAAAGGAUGAGAGCUCGAAGAUUGCUGGAGAUCCUCAGGGCGGCGUACGGGUUGACGGCAGCAACAUGGAUCACGUUGAGCGACAGUCUUAG